AUGUUAGGCACUGAUAUGAUGAUUGUGUUUUUACUACUUAUUUCGACAUUAGUUUCAUCAUCAUCUUCAAUCAAAGAUCCGAUACCAUUUGGAAAUGAUCGAUUAAAUGAUUUUUUCUUUGUUAAAAAUGGUACUAUAUUUCAUCAAUUUAAUCAUGGAGCUUAUGGUGGUACAGCAAAAAUUGUUGUUGAAUCUCAAUAUAAAUAUGUUGAACAAAUGGAAUCUUCUAUUCGUGAAUGGAUGAAUGGUGCUACAGGAUAUCGUAAAUGUAUUAUAUCAGCUAAACAACGAUUAGCAGAAAUGAUGAAUAUUAAAAAUACAUCGGAUACUGUACUAGUUGAUAAUGCAAGUGAAGGAAUUAAUGCUAUUAUUAGAAAUUUAGAUCCACCAUUAGGAUCAUCAGAUUAUAUUUUAGAUUUAUCAACUGCUUAUGGUCCAUUUAAAGGCUUAUAUCAAUGGUUAGGUUCACGUUAUGGUGUUAAAACAUUGGAAGUGCCUAUUCAAUGGCCAGUUACAGGUCCUGAAUCUUUUAUUCAACCAAUAACUGCUGCAUUAGAAGCUAAUGCAUCUUCAAUCAAUAUUCGUGUUGCUAUAUUUAGUCAUGUAUCUGCAUAUCCUGCCGUUAUAUUACCAGUAAAACAAUUAGUAGAAUUAUUUCAUCGAUAUAAUAUUCCUGUUAUUGUUGAUGGAGCACAUGCACUUGGAAAUAUUGAAAUUAAUAUUGAAGAUAUGUCUAAUGUUGAUUAUUAUUUUACUAAUACACAUAAAUGGUUAUAUUCAAGUAAAAGUAGUGCAAUACUCUAUGUUCGACAUGAUCAUCAACAUUUAUAUGUACCAGCACCAGCUAUUGUUGAUUCAGCUAUGACUGAUGAUUUCGAAUCUAGAUUUAUAUGGACAGGUACACGUGAUCGAACACCUUAUUGUGCAAUUCUAUCUGCAUUAGAUUAUCGACAAUCAUUGGGUGGUGAAAAACGUAUUAUGAAUUAUAAUCAAGAUUUAGCACAAUAUGGUGGCCAAUAUUUAUCACGUUUAUGGGAAACAAAAAUUUUAUCACCAGAAAAUAUGCAAAGUGGAAUGACUAAUGUUCAAGUACCAACAACAAAUUUUACAAUAUGUCAAAUGUUAGUCAAUGAAUUAUAUAAUACUUAUGAUACAAUGGUCAGUGGAGCUAGUAAUAUUGCUCCUGAACUUGGUGAUAUUCCAUGUUAUUUGCGAUUAUCAGCACAGAUUUAUCAAGAGAAAAAUGAUUGGCAUGUAUUGGGUGCAUUGGUUAUGAAAUUAUUAAAUCAAUUUAAUAAUAACGUACCAAAAGAAUAUAUUUCAAAAUUAUAA
Adineta steineri is the source of this 1332-nucleotide messenger RNA. The record is from the annotation of a GenBank genome assembly. Lineage: Eukaryota; Metazoa; Rotifera; Eurotatoria; Adinetida; Adinetidae.